This is a messenger RNA of Mercurialis annua (annual mercury), 2674 nucleotides long. Its product is annotated as ankyrin repeat-containing protein ITN1-like. Lineage: Eukaryota; Viridiplantae; Streptophyta; Magnoliopsida; Malpighiales; Euphorbiaceae. The record is from RefSeq and is a predicted model, not a curated record. The transcript is spliced from 7 exons. Gene Ontology annotation, cellular component: plasma membrane. Bases 622 to 2499 code for a protein of 625 amino acids. Gene Ontology annotation, molecular function: protein phosphatase 1 binding; protein phosphatase regulator activity.
GCCAUUACUGAUUUAACCAGCGGUUCGAUUCUUAAAAACACUGUGUUAACCAGGUCACACCGCGCCAAGACUCACUCACUGAGUUAAUAGAAAAAACUCGAGAAAAAGUGCGAGCGAGUUUUUGCUUGCUUGAAAGAAAAUGGCGAGAGAGACGAGUCCUGGUCUUAAGAUCCUCUGGCUAUGGACGAUCGGCACUGCCGGCAUUUUAGUAACGAGUGUGAUAAAAACGAGAGUAAGAGACAUGGAGCAGUUAAUGAACACUGAACCGCCGCAACAGCAGCUCCCGUCAACUAACGGCGGUGAUUCAGUUAUAUUGGACACCACAAUGGAAACUCAAGGAGGGUUUAUUAGCGAAGUAAAAUAAUAGAUACAGAGAACAAGACAAAGCCUGCUGAUCUUUGAAAGGAGAUGGAAAGCUGUUUUGGUGUGGAUGUGACGGUAUUUCUAUCCUACUUUAUAAAAUAAUCUAGUACAAAGAAACUUUGAAACAUUUGAGUGUGAUAUUGGUGAAAGAAAGGCACGUAUCACAUACUCAAAUACUGAGUUUCUUUUAUUUCUCUAUUGCCAGUAUAAUUUUGUUAGUGCCUGCUCAAUCGCUAGCUUGGUCAAAAAUAACUAGUGAUGGAUCCUAAAUUAUAUCAAGCUGCAAUUUGUGGAGAUCAAAGUUUCUUUGAGAAUCUUGGAGAUGUUGAUUCAUUCAGUUUAUUUCAGGUGAUCUAUGGCCACAAAAACUCCAUUCUUCAUAUUGCAGCAAAACUUGGAAAAAUACGGACUGCAGAAAAGAUCAUUGCUAUAUGUCCCCUGCUUUUGCAUCAGACUAACUCAAAAGGUGAUUCUCCACUUCAUAUUGCUGCAAGAUUGGGGAAUUUCCAGAUGACUCAACUUCUGAUUAACUGUGCAAAACUUGUAGAAGUUGAAGUGGAGAAGGAGUUGCUGAGGAUGCAAAAUCUGGACAAUGAUAAUGCUUUGCAUGAGGCUGUGCGGAAUGGGCACUUUGAAGUUGUCAAUUUGCUGAUUAAGGAAGACCCUGAAUUGUCUCAAUUUGUGAACAAGGCUGGAGAUUCUUCACUUUUCCUGGCUGUGGAUAGAAAGUUUUACAAAAUUGCUUGCCUUAUUCUUGAAGCUGCUCCUAUGUGCUCCUAUAAAGGUAGGAGCAGUAUGAAUGUUUUGCAUGCGGCCAUCAUUCGAGCUGACAAGAGGCUCCUCUUUGUGGUGACAGAAAUGGUUGUAAGCAUUAUUGCUAUGUACUUGAGGAUCAUUUUCCUGUAUGCAAACCAACUCCUUCCUGCUGCUUGUAAGUGUUUACAAAUUAAACAAUCUUACAAGUUCAGCUUUAUUGGAGCAGAUUUCAUAAUUGAGGUGCUAAAGAGGUGUCCAUCUGCAAUUGCUGAAGCUGAUAAGUCUGGGUGGAUUCCUCUUCAUUAUGCUGCAUUUAUGGGUAAUGUAGAAGUUGUGGAACUCUUACUACAGUGUGAUACCUCCUUAGCUUAUGUGAAGAACAAAGAAGGCAUGUCUGCUCUUCACAUUUCAGCCGAGGCUGGUCAAAACGACGUAAUACUAAUGCUCAUUGCAAAAUUUCCCGAUAUUUCCGAGUUGCUCGAUAAUAGAGGUGGAACAGCUGUACAUGUUGCUGCAGAAAGUGGGAAGAGCAAUGCAAUCAAGAUAUUCCUAUCAACACCAGUUCUUGCAGAUCUAAUCAACCAUGAAGAUGAUGACGGAAACACACCUUUUCAUUCAGCUGCCAUUAAAGGACACUACGAAGUAUUACAAUUGUUAGCAAAUGAUUGUAGGGUCGACAAAGGGGCUAUAAACAAGGGAGGCUUCACUGUGUUUGACAUUAUUAAAUCAAGUACACAGCUUAAACAACAUAAAAAGGCCCAAAUAUUAUGGAAACUGAAGGCGAGGGGUGCCUUAAGAAGUUUAGAACAGUCGGAAGCUAACAGGACACGAGGAGAAGGCCAGACGGAGCAAACUGAAAGAAAAGAACCUGGAAGAGGUGUCAACAAGGAAAACGAAGCAAAACAUGUGGCGAUAUUAGAGAAAAAAGAUGCUUCUCAUUGUAUUAAGAAAAGUGGCGAUGUUGACUUACUUGUAGCAACUAUUGUUGCAGCUCUCACAUUCGCAGCAGCCUUAACGAUGUCUGCUGGGUACUGCACCGAGUGCAAAGAUCAAGGUAUGGCCGUGUUAAACCAGAAAUUUGGUUUUCGAGUAUAUAUGGUAGCUUGUUCCUUGGCAUUUGGUUUAUCAACUGCCUCAAUGUUUGUCCAUUAUGGAGCUUCAAGAGUUGAAAUUGAAAAGGAUCAUAUUGCUGGUUGUUCGGUACAGUAUGCUCUCUUGUUCACUGAAUGGUCCAUUUAUGCAAUGGUUUUAGCCUUUCUUUCAGGCAUAUCUGUGGUGUUAACUGGAUUACUGGGGCUUGCUACCGCAAUUGUGACAACAUUUUGCUUCAUUUUAGGGCCUCUUGUCUAUUUUUUAGUUACAGUUUCUAUUAGAAACUAAGUUGCUCGGAAAAGGCUUAAAUAUAAAAUGUAAACAGGAGUUUCUGUGAUAUCCGCAAGAUGCAGAAUCGUGAGUGAAUGAAGUUUCUGUGCGGUACCUUAGAAGUUGUGUUCUGUGCUUUAUUUAUUGAAAGGCCAUGUAGAAUAAUAUUAUAGUAAUUGUGUUCUCACCUAAA